CCCAUCACCCACAUCUCGUUCUCCCCAUCCGAAGCUCGUCCCCGUAACUCUUAUUAAGAUAUCCCGACUUGACUUCACAAGAAUGGCUCUUGUCUCCUAUAUAGACCUUUCACGACCUUCAUCCAUAACCACUCGCCCCUAUAUAUUCCGACCAUCAUUUUGCUAA
This is a messenger RNA of Dovyalis caffra, 166 nucleotides long. The record is from the annotation of a GenBank genome assembly. NCBI's taxonomy places the organism in Eukaryota, Viridiplantae, Streptophyta, Magnoliopsida, Malpighiales, Salicaceae.